GCUUUCUCUGCCAGUCUAGCAGUACCAAAAAUCCUCAUUCGAGAGCUCUAUAUGAUGUUAAAGUGGUCCAUAUUGGCUCUGUCCGAAAUUGGCGUCCCAUUGUUCUUAUAUAGAGUAUAACGGCUCUUAUAAAGAGAAACGUCGACUGGCCACCAGCAAUCUGUGACGAGGAACACCAUUUCGAGCAUCUCUUCUUAACUUCUUGCCUAACACCUCACUGUCGCCAUGCCGAAGGACAAGAAGAAACGCGCACGCAACGUUGGCACCGCCUCGGCGUCGCAGAAUGCGUUGGGCCGCACGCUGGCCACACCUAACACGAACUUGGGCCAGCAUUUCCUCAAGAACCCGAUGAUCGUGACGCAGAUUGUGGCCAAGGCGGCCAUUCGCGGCACGGACGUGUGUCUCGAAGUCGGUCCCGGUACCGGUAACCUGACAGUGAAGCUGCUGGAACAAGCCAAGCGUGUAGUCGCCGUUGAGUUCGACCCGCGCAUGGUAGCGGAGCUGCAGAAGCGUAUUCAGCACACGGAGCACAUCAACCACCUUCAGAUCAUCCAUGGCGAUGUCAUGCGUGUGCAGUUGCCGUUCUUCGACGUCUGCGUGGCCAAUUUGCCGUACCAGAUCUCGUCACCUUUCGUGUUCAAGCUGCUGGCUCACCGUCCGAUGUUCCGCUGCGCUGUCGUCAUGUUCCAGGAGGAGUUCGCCAAGCGACUCAGCGCCAAACCUGGAGAUGAGCUGUACUGCCGUUUGUCCGUGAACACGCAGUUGCUGGCCAAGGUGGACCAGCUGCUUAAGGUCGGACGCAACAACUUCCGUCCUCCUCCCAAGGUUGAGUCGCGUGUGGUGCGCAUCGAGCCGCGCAACCCGCCGCCUCCUGUGAAUUUUACGGAAUGGGAUGGUAUGAUCAAGAUCAUCUUUAACCGCAAGAACAAGACGCUGCACUCUUGCUUCGUCACGAAGUCCGUUCUCAAGAUCUUGGAGGAGAACUACAAGACGUACUGCUCACUGAACAACGAGCUCCCGGAAGGCGACAUUGACAUGAAGAAGAAGGUGGAAGAAGUGCUGGCCUUUGAGGGCUUUGGCGAAAAACGCGGAGCCAAGAUGGACCAGGAUGACUUCUUAUUGCUGCUGGAGCGAUUCAACGCUAACAAAAUUCACUUUUCGUAGAUUUGUUGUUAUCCUCGCUCUUCAACACAAGCUGCUAAAAGCGCAGAUUGCCUGGUUUGGCUGUCUAAUGCAGUGCUCCCUCGCUUAUAUCGGUUUAUAGAUUUUACUGUUUGCUUGCUCCGUUUUAAUGUUCAUCCCACUCAUGAAUAGCCGUUGAUCUACAUGGAUUGAUGGCAUUUUUGGACACUGCA
Molecule: messenger RNA, 1355 nt
Organism: Phytophthora nicotianae INRA-310
Lineage: Eukaryota; Oomycota; Peronosporomycetes; Peronosporales; Peronosporaceae
Product: dimethyladenosine transferase
Exons: 5
Coding region: 226-1164 (312 amino acids)
Biological process (GO): rRNA methylation
Cellular component (GO): mitochondrial matrix
Molecular function (GO): rRNA (adenine-N6,N6-)-dimethyltransferase activity
Source: RefSeq, a predicted model, not a curated record